AUGAAUCCUCAGGUUUUUCAACAUAAGUUUGAUAAAUAAAAAUAGAGAACUCUAACAUUGAUAUAAAAAUUAGAUAAAGACCAAAGAUAAUUAGAAAAAAUAAAGUAAAGAAAUAUUUUGAGAGUUGAACGUUUGAUGUCUUUAAAUUAGAAAGAUUUAAACAAUCUCUGCAAUUAUAGUUUAACAACAGAUCAUAAGAAUGAAACAAAAUUUAGUUUUCAUAAUAGAAAAAAUACUUUUUCAAUCAAAUUAGAAUCCUUAGAGGAUUAUUUUGCUUUUAAGAAAAUAGAUAUGAAUAAUCAAAAUAGAAAUUAUUGGUAUUUAUUAUAUUUGAUUAGAGUAGGGCAAGAUUAGCAUAUAGAUAAACUUUAUAAAAUAGUGAUAGAUAAUAUAGAAAUAUUUGA
Messenger RNA from Paramecium pentaurelia, 404 nucleotides. The record is from the annotation of a GenBank genome assembly. NCBI's taxonomy places the organism in Eukaryota, Ciliophora, Oligohymenophorea, Peniculida, Parameciidae.